This is a messenger RNA of Sinocyclocheilus rhinocerous, 1325 nucleotides long. It is a transcript of the gene slc7a9, whose product is annotated as solute carrier family 7 member 9. NCBI's taxonomy places the organism in Eukaryota, Metazoa, Chordata, Actinopteri, Cypriniformes, Cyprinidae. Gene Ontology annotation, cellular component: membrane. Gene Ontology annotation, molecular function: L-amino acid transmembrane transporter activity. The coding region runs from base 127 to 1254 and encodes 375 amino acids. The transcript is spliced from 10 exons. Gene Ontology annotation, biological process: amino acid transmembrane transport. The record is from RefSeq and is a predicted model, not a curated record.
UGUGUGUGUGUGUGUAAUCUCUGCUGUUAUCGCUUGGAGAUUCAAAUCUGAGUUUGGGAUAAGAAGUGGAGCCCAUCUAAAGUCUGACUGCACAAAAUUAAGACUGGACUGUUGAUCCUGUGAACGAUGGAUGAAGAUCUGAAAAAGACGAACCCUCACAAUGGGAGCCUCUCAGGGGCUUUGGAUGCCAAAAAGCCCGAUCAGCCAAAAGCAGCAGUUCUGCAGAAGAAUGUGGGUCUCUUAAGUGGCAUCUGUCUGAUAGUGGGAACAAUGAUCGGCUCGGGGAUCUUCAUUUCUCCCAAAGCAGUUCUGGAGGGGACUGGAGCAGUGGGUCCAUGUCUGUGUGUGUGGGCGGCGUGUGGAGUGCUGGCUACGAUGGGGGCCCUCUGCUAUGCUGAACUAGGCACAAUGAUCAUGAAGUCUGGUGGAGAGUAUCCGUACCUGAUGGAGGGUUUUGGGCCAUUGCUGGCAUACCUAUAUUCCUGGAGCACGAUCGUCGUGUUAAAGCCUUCGUCAUUUGCCAUCAUCGCCCUGAGUUGUGCCGAAUACGCCUCCACACCGUUUUACCCAGGGUGCACUCCUCCUCAAGUGGUCACCAAGUGCCUGGCUGCAGCUUGUAUCUUAAUAAUUACAGUCAUCAACUGUCUGAGUGUGAAGCUGGCCUACAGAGUGCAGAACUUUUUCACAGUAGCCAAACUCUUGAUUAUUGUCAUCAUCGUGGUUUCAGGCAUCGUUCUGCUGGCUCAAGGCAAUACCCAGAAUCUCAAAGACCCAUUUGCAGGCGCAACAACAUCAUUUGGAGCAAUUGGCCUUGCAUUUUACAACGGACUAUGGGCUUAUGAUGGAUGGAAUCAGCUUAACUUCAUAACAGAAGAGCUGAAAAAUCCGUACAGAAACCUUCCCCUGGCAAUAAUUAUUGGGAUUCCCCUGGUAAUUGUGUGCUAUAUAUUUGUCAACAUUGCAUAUUUCAGUGUCAUGACCCCUACUGAACUUCUGCAGUCUCCUGCCGUUGCUGUGGUGCCGAUAGUCAUCCCUGUUCUGGUGGUGAUUGUGUCCUGUUACCUGGUUCUUGCUCCCAUCAUAGAAAAGCCUGAGUGGGAAUACCUGUACUGCACAAUGUUCAUAGUCGGUGGUCUUCUCUUAUAUGUACCUUUCAUUUACUACAAAUUCAACUGGACUCGCUGCAUCAUGAGGCCACUCACCAUGCACCUUCAGCUGCUACUGGAAGUCAUUCCACCUGAAAAGACUGAGUGACAGAUAUCACACUGGAAGAGUCACACAUGUAAUAACCAGCAGCAGUGGACCACACACUGAUCCAUGGAAAU